CAAGGCGUAAAUGAUGCUCUGGGAAUCGGCGCUACUCCAGGUGGACAAGGAAGUUGGGGUACGCCAAUGGGAGCGGCACCAGGCGACUUCGGUGAGGCCGCGAAAAUCUGGUCCGACCCUCACGUAGAUCAACAGCAACAACAGUUUAACCCCAUGCACGGACAUCAUCGAGGAAUGAACGGGAUGAUGGACCCACAAGGUGGGAGCGAUUGGAUGGGUACUCCAGGCCUCAACCAGAUGCCGUUAUGGGGUGAUUUACAAAAGCAAGACCAUGAUGGUUACUGGAAACAUCAACAGCAAGCUGGCGGUUGGGGUGGACCACCAAGUGGCUUAGGUGCGUGGCCACCGCGUCAGAUGCAUCCGAACGCCCCACCACCACAACACGGCGCACAUGGACAACCACCGCGAAUGUUCGUGCAGCGACCUCCACAAGUGUGGGCGCCGAAUGGUGGAAUGAUGGGUGGACCACCAGUCGGGAAGCAAGCAAUGCCAUGGGAUCAGCAACGUAUGACGGGUAUGCCACGGGGUGGAAUGGGUCGUGGUGCUCCAGCGGGUGGCCGAUAUCCUCCUGGUGGAAUGGACAUGAGUGUACCUCCUCCAAUCGACUUGCCUCUGAGUGGAAUGUCUGGAAUGCGGCAGAUGGCUCCACCGAAUGCUGCAGGAACAUGGAAGCCUGAGAUUGGCGUUCCACCGAACGGCAUACGAGGCGCAACAGCAUUUGGACAGAUGGCUGCUCCAUUGAUAAUGUCCGGAAAGCCGCAGGCUGCACCGAACCAGUUCCCUAUCGGUGGUGUGGACGAUCUGAUGUGGCACGAUCCGAAUGGAGAUCUGAAGAAAUGGCAGCGAGAUACUGGAGUGUCUUUGUGGGGCGAUCCAGAGAAAAACAAUGAGCGCCCUGUACGCUUGUGGAUGAUAGGCGAAGGUGAAGAAGAGGACUUAGAAGUGGCAUUGAUGAAAUGCCCGGUUCCGCAGAAGAAGGUGGAUGGAAGUAAUGAGGAUGGCUCGGCGCGGUUGCCGUUCCCGAUACCUGCCAAACGCCCUAUCGUAGUGACCGGAUGGGGAGAACUGCCAGAAAAUGAUCCCAAUAACCCGAUAAAACAUGGUGCGUUUCGCAUCACUCUAUGA
Messenger RNA from Cylicostephanus goldi, 1125 nucleotides. The record is from the annotation of a GenBank genome assembly. Lineage: Eukaryota; Metazoa; Nematoda; Chromadorea; Rhabditida; Strongylidae.